Messenger RNA from Nymphalis io (European peacock), 1907 nucleotides. RefSeq names its product probable RNA-binding protein CG14230 (gene Nol8). Lineage: Eukaryota; Metazoa; Arthropoda; Insecta; Lepidoptera; Nymphalidae. Gene Ontology annotation, molecular function: RNA binding. The record is from RefSeq and is a predicted model, not a curated record.
UUCAUUUGCAAUUCACACAAGAAAAAAAUAUAACCAUGCUGUUUUUAUUAAUUGUUAACAAAUUAUGAGUGUUUAUUGAUUAUUUAUUAAGAAAUGGCUUUUAAUACUCGCUUAUUUGUGGGUAAUAUACCUGAUAAUUUCAAUGAAAAGGCUCUACGAGAUGCAUUUUCAUCAUAUGGGGACAUAACCAAUUUCGAUUUAAAAUCUAAGCCUGGUAUAGAAAAUGAUAAAAAAACUUUUGCUUUCAUAACAAUAACUGCGUCAAAUUUUAAUGUAGAAUCAUGUAUAAAGCAUUUCACCAAUGAAGAAUUUCAAGGAAACAGAUUACAUGUGACUAGAGCUCGUGAGAGUUUUCUGGAACGGUUACAAAGAGAAAGAGAAUCACAGAAAAAUGACAAUAAACAGAUUGAAGAAACAGCAGUAAGCUCUCUAGCUAAUACCUUUCCUAAAAUUAACAAGCCAAGUGUUAAUAAAAGGAAAUUUAUCGAUGAUGAAAUAGAUGAUACACAUAUUGUUAAGAAAAACAAAAUAAAAUAUGACGAAAAAGCUAACAACUUAUCUUCAAACUUCUCCAAUGAUGAUUAUAAUAAAAAACAAAAAUUUUCAUCAGUACCUUCUAAUCAUGAAAAUAAUAAUGAUAAAAAAGAUAAUAGCUUAUUUCAAAAUGAUGAAAAGAAACAAAACUCAGACAAGAAGAGAUUGGAGUCAAUGAAGAGAAAGAGACAGGAAUUCAGUGAAAAGAAAAAUAUUAUAAAAUCUGGCUUAAUAAGUAUAGAUAAAAAACCUAAUAAGAAAGUGAUAUUUUCGGAUACAGAGGAAGAUAAUUCAGCUAAAAACAGUGUUAUACCAAAUGGUGAAAAUGCCAAACAAACUCAUAGGAAAAACAAGUUUAUUGACGAAGCUAGUGAUGAGGAAAUAAAUUUUGAAAUAAAAAAGCAGUUUGAGGGUGUAAAAGGACAAAAAGUAUUAGAUUUACAAUCAAGAUAUAAAACAGAUAAACGUUUUACUUUGGACGAAAGGUUUGUUGAAGAUGAUUCAGCAAGUGAAAAAGAAGAUAAUGUAGAACAACGAGAAGAAAUUGAGAUAGGGCAAGCUGACGAAAAGUCUAAACAACUAAAUAUUUUACAAGAUGUACUUGGAGUAACUAUUAAAACUAGACAAUAUGAUACAACCAACAAAACAAAAACAAAGCUAGGGAUGUUGAGAUUUGACCCAAUGCAACCAGAGCAUGCUAAAUAUUUAGCACCAGUUGAAACAAAACAAGAAUCAUCUAAAAAAUCUAAGAAGAAAAAGUCCAGAAAUAUAGAAUCGAAAGAAGAGGAAACCACACAACAACCAGAACCUGUUGUGGAAAAAGUUGAAGUUUCAAAGGAACAAUUUUAUAAAAUAAGUGAUACAUUAAAGGAAGCUAUUACUCAGCCCAAUUCAUUUAGUUUGAGGAGUUUGUUUACAAAGGAUGAUAAUGUUCAAGAAGAAACUCCGGAAGAAGAUCAAAAUUACAUUCCUCUGCCAAGUAAAAACAUAUCAAAAGUUAAAAAUCCAAUGGAACCUGGUGAGAAAAAUCCAUUUGUUUAUGAUUCUUCCGAGUCAGAAAAUGAAGAAGACACCAAUCAAAAUGCUAAAAUAGUUGUGGAGGAGAAAAUUGAAACUAAAAUGGUCUGGCGAGAAAAGUUUUUCUUUUCAUCAGAUGAUAACAGGUUGAAAGAUGGACUAUUAUUCUUCAGUAAGACUCAUGAAAACACUAUACAGAAAGAAAGGAGAGAAUUAAAAUCACUUAUGAAAAAGAGGAUUUAUAAUAAAGAAAGAAAGAAUACUAUGUUCCAGAAAAAAAUUGGUGGAAGAAAGAAAACUAUGAAAAAAAAAUUUAAGAAAGGUUGAUAUUCAAAUAAAUAAAGAUGUCACAUCUA